Messenger RNA from Podospora anserina S mat+, 1137 nucleotides. RefSeq lists its product as uncharacterized. NCBI's taxonomy places the organism in Eukaryota, Fungi, Ascomycota, Sordariomycetes, Sordariales, Podosporaceae. The record is from RefSeq and is a predicted model, not a curated record. The transcript is spliced from 4 exons. Bases 1 to 1137 code for a protein of 378 amino acids.
AUGCCCUCAAUCUUGAAUGACGACGACAAGGAGACCGUCAAGCGCCAUGUGCCCAAGCAAACCAACAAAAUCCACGCCGUUGCCAUUGCUCGCCUCUACGUAGCGUAUCCCAAUCGGUCGAAAUGGACAUACACGGGGUUACAGGGUGCUGUGGUGCUGGCGAAUGACCUGGUCGGCAACACGUACUGGUUGAAGAUGGUGGACAUCUCGCCCGGAAACCGAGGUGUCAUUUGGGACCAAGAGCUAUUCGACACAUGGAGUUACAACCAAGACCGUGUCUUUUUUCAUACGUUUGAGUUGGAAGAGUGUUUGGCGGGGCUGUCCUUUGUGGACGAGAAGGAGGCCAAACAGUUCUUGAAGAAGAUGAAUGACCGGGAGAAGAACGCGAGCAAGGCCACGCUGAAGACACCGUUUGGAGGCUCGGCGCAAGCUGCCCCGCACAAGCAUCACCAUGGUCUGCUUGGGGGUCUCUUCGGUCACCGUCACUCGUCCGCUCCCACUCCGCCCGAAUCGCCACGUGCCCCUGCCGCUUCGACGCGAGAUAACAGAUCCGGGAGCGUCAACGGGUACAAUGCGCCGCCUGUUUUGGCACCGGCCCCCUCUGCCUUUGCCACCCUGGACGCCUUCGACCCGCUAUGGAGAGAACAUUUCGGAGACGAUUUGAAGGCACAGGGUCUUACCGACGACUUUAUCCAGGACAACCAGGACUUCAUCAUUGAUUUCCUCAAGGAACAGCAGGCAAGCCAGGCCAGUCUACCAGUCUCGGCACCCCCUCCCCCACCACCUCCAGUCAAUGGAUCAGGGGCAGGAGUGAAGGCGCCUCCUCCGCCCCCUCCCUCCCGGAGGGCGUCCGGAGGCCCCCCCGCACGCUCUGGUCCUCCGGCCCUUAUUAAAGGCGGUAUUAAAGCACUCAAAAAAGUGGAUCGGAGCCAGAUUCGGGAUCGAUCUGGAGCCCAAGUUCCCGGGAAUGAUACGGGCCCUCAUGGGAGUGGUCUUCCGCCUGCGGGAGUCGGGGCUGCUGCUGCUGGGGGUGCGGCAGGUGGUGGGAUGGCUGAUGCUUUGGCGCUAGCGUUGGAAAAGAGGAAGAACAAAGUUAGCAAGAGUGAUGAUGAGGAUGACGGGGAUGACUGGGAUUAA